Molecule: messenger RNA, 2086 nt
Organism: Oenanthe melanoleuca
Lineage: Eukaryota; Metazoa; Chordata; Aves; Passeriformes; Muscicapidae
Gene: MECP2
Product: methyl-CpG binding protein 2
Exons: 2
Coding region: 373-1593 (406 amino acids)
Biological process (GO): negative regulation of transcription by RNA polymerase II
Cellular component (GO): heterochromatin; nucleus
Molecular function (GO): chromatin binding; methyl-CpG binding; double-stranded methylated DNA binding
Source: RefSeq, a predicted model, not a curated record
GUGCUGUGUCCAGGCACCCCCAGAACCCUGUCCGUGUGUCCAGCACUGACCCAUUCCACAUCCAGCCACCUCUGGCUCCACACCCCCACCUCCAUCCCGUCCGUGCAUCCUCCACUGACCCUUCCCCCCCACCCCCCACUGACCACUGCGUGUCCCCACAGGGAGGAGAAAUCCGAGGAGAACCUGCAGCGGCCGCCCAAGGCCAAGAAGCCCAAAAAGUCCGGCAAGGAGCCGGAGCCGGCGCAGCCCGCGGCCGAACCCGCCGAGGCCGGCAAGGCCGAGAGCUCGGAGGGCGCCGGGGCGGCGCCGGCGGCACCGGAAGCUUCGGCGUCGCCGAAACAGCGGCGCUCCAUCAUCCGCGACCGCGGGCCCAUGUACGACGACCCCACGCUGCCCGAGGGCUGGACGCGCAAGCUGAAGCAGCGCAAGUCCGGCCGCUCGGCCGGCAAGUACGACGUCUACCUGAUCAACCCGCAGGGAAAAGCCUUCCGCUCCAAGGUGGAGCUGAUCGCCUACUUCGAGAAGGUGGGGGACACCUCGCUGGACCCCAACGAUUUCGACUUCACGGUGACCGGCCGGGGCAGCCCCUCCCGCCGCGAGCAGCGCCCGCCCAAGAAGCCCAAAUCGCCCAAAGGCCCCGGCACCGGCCGCGGCCGCGGGAGGCCCAAGGGCAGCGGCGGCGGCAGCGGCGGCUCCCGGCCCAAGGCGGCCGCGGCCGUGUCCGAGGGCGGCUCUGCGGCCAAACGGGCGCUGGAGAAGCCCCCGGGGAAGCUGCUGGUCAAGAUGCCGUUCGCCCCCGGGCAGCCGGGCCCCGCCGCCCCGCCGGCCCCGCGGCGGCCCGGCCGCAAGCGCCGGGCCGAGCCGGACAGUCCGGCCGUGCCCAAGAAACGCGGGCGCAAACCGGCGGGGGCCGCGGGGCCGGGGGGGCCGGGCGGCCCCGACAAGAAGGCGGCGACUCCCCCGGCCGUGCAGGAAACCGUGCUGCCCAUCAAGAAGAGGAAGACGAGGGAGACGGUGGUGGUGGAACCGGUGACAAUGGCGGCGAGCGCCACCGCCACCACGACGACGCCGCGGCCGCCGCCGACCCCGCCGGGCCCCCGCGGCCCCCGCAGCGCCCGCAGCCCCGGCCGGCGCAGCAAGGAGGGCAGCCCCAAGGGUCGGGGGGCUCCCCCAGCCCCACCCCCGCCUCCACCGCCGCCGGAACCCCCCCAGAGUGACCCCAAGGACAGCGCCAGCCCCCCCCCCCCGCCGCCCCCGCCGCCGCCCCCGCCGCCGCCCCCCCAGGACUUGAGCGGCUGCUCGGAGCAGAGGGGGGGUCCCGCGGCCCCCGACGGUUGCACCAAGGAGCCCCCUAAGACUCAGCCCCCGCCGCCGCCGCUGCCGCCGUCGCCGCCCUACAAACACCGAGGGGAGCCCGAGCACAAAGACUCUGCCUCCUCUUCCUCCACCUCCUCCUCCUCCUCCUCAUCCUCCUCGUCGUCCUCGUCGGCGCCGCCGCCGCCCCCGCCCCCCCCCAGCGUGGCCGUGCCGCGGCCCCCGGCCCGCGAGGAGCCGGUGGACACGCGGACGCCUGUGCCCGAGCGGGUCAGCUGACUGUGAGCGGCCGCGGGGGAACGCACGGACGGACGGACGGACGGACGGACACACGGAUGGGCCCCCCCCUCCCACCUCCCCGCCCUCAGCCCCCCUAGACCCCAUCACGAGGCAGUGGGGAACCCCCCUCCCCCCAGAAAAAAGCGCCCGCCCCCCCCCCGGGUUUCCCACCCUUCCAUGCUCCCCCCACCCCCCUGAAUUUUUAUUACCGACAAGCACAGCGAGGGACCCCGGACCCCCCCACUUUGCACUUUUAGAGGAGGGGGGGUCUCCAGGGCCCCCCCCGAGUUGGGGAGGGGUUGGGGGGGUUGUUUUGGGGAGGGGAGGGGGCGGGGCUGCGUCUUCCCCCCUCCCCCGGCGCCGCUUUUCUCGUUCUUCCAGUUCCGUUCGCGUUUUCCGCCCGUGGGAACCAUUUGCACUAUGGGGGAGGGGAGGGGGCGUGGCCGGGAUCCGGCCGGCAGCCAAUGGGGAGCGGCGCUGCUGAGGGUGGGGG